UCCAUGUGAGCCGCCAUCUUUGGAGGCAGAUGAGCGCGCUCUGCUCGUCGUUACUACAAACUUGAGUUCACCGUGGACGCGCAAAUACACGCACACUUCCGUGCGAAUAUGUCCAACAGAAACACGCCGAACAGCGGCUCUCCUCAACCGGGGAGGCGCGGGACCGACUCCCCGGCCAUGGAGCAGCAGCAGGCGGCGAACAAAGACAGCCCGGCACCUCAGCAGCAGCAGCAGCGGCCGGAUGAGGAGGCGUCUCCCGCGGCGGAGCAAGCGGAGGGAGCCGGGGAAGGAAGCGGAGAAGCUCCGGCUAAAAUGACUCUGGAUAUCGCGAGUUUUCGGAGACCUGGAGAGAAGACGUUCACGCAGCGGUGUCGCCUGUUCGUCGGCUGUUUGCCGCUCGACAUCCCCGAGGAAGAGUUCACCAACAUGUUCGCCAAAUAUGGGAACGUGAACGAGGUGUUCAUCAACAGAGAGCGGGGCUUCGGCUUCAUUCGCCUGGAAACCAAGACGCUGGCAGAGAUCGCUAAAGCAGAGCUGGACGGGACGAUUCUGAACAAUCGACCAAUCAGGGUCCGGUUUGCGACACACGGCGCCUCCCUCUCGGUCCGCAACCUUCUGCCCGUCGUGACCAACGAGCUGCUGGAGCAGGCGUUUUCUCAGUUUGGACCCGUGGAGCGAGCCGUCGUGGUGACAGACGACCGCGGGCGUCCCACGGGGCGGGGCAUCGUGGAGUUUGCGAACAAGGCGGCGGCGCGGAAAGCUCUGGAGCGCUGCACCGAGGGAGCGCUGCUGCUCACCACCACGCCGUGUCCCGCCAUCGUGGAGCCGUCAGAGCACGUAGACGACGACGAGGGACUCCCUGAGAAGCUGCUGCAGAAAAUCCCAAAGUACCUCAAAGAACGGGAGCAGCCGCCACACUUCGCUCAGCCCGGCACGUUUGACUUUGAGUACUCGUGUCGCUGGAGAGCUCUGGACGAGCUGCAGAAGCAGCAGAAGGAGCAGGUGGACAAAAGCAUCCGCGAGGCCAAAGAGAAGCUGGAGGCGGAGCUGGAGGCGGCCAAACACGAGCAUCAGCUCAUGAUGAUGAGACACGAUCUGAUGAGACGUCAGGAGGAGCUGAGGAGGCUCGAGGAGCUCAGGAACCAGGAGCUGCAGAGACGCAAGCAGAUCGAGAUGAGACACGAGGAGGAGAGGAGGAGGAGAGAGGAGGAGAUGAUGAGGCACAGAGAGCAGGAGGAGCUGAGGAGGCAACCUGGAAACUACCUGGAAAAUAGGGAACAGGAAAUGAGAGCGGGGGAUCUGGGCCCGCGUGGAGAUGGUUACAACCAGGCCUCUGCUGCGCCCGGCGCUAACCAGGGCGCUCAGAUGAUGGGCCUGAGUGGAAGGGGCGGAGCCAUCGGCCCGGAGGGAAGUCCAAACAUGGGCGUGCAGUUAAUGCCAGAGAACGGAGCCAUGAGAAACGAUAGAUACUCGCAGGGUGGAUCAGUGGGGGGUCGGCCUGAGGUCGAGUCACCUAAACAGCAGCAGCAGCAGCAACAGCAGCAACAGCAGCAGCAGCAGCAGCAGCAGCAGCAGCAACAACAACAGCAGCAACAGCAACAGCAGCAGCAGCAGCAGCUCGGCCCUCAAGGAGGAGCAGCCACGGGGUUUGGCAUGGGAAAUCCAGCAGGGGGCGUCUUUGAUGGGCCAAAUAACAAACGCCGCAGAUACUGACCUCAUGGAUCUUUGUUACUGCUUUAUUUUAUUUUUUUAAAAACAUGUCUUCUGUUUAGGAUGUAGUUGUUCAUUUUGUGGAAAAAAACUGAAUCUAAUGGCUUUUUUAAUGUUUACUUCAGCAAAUAAUGUGAAUUUAAGUGAUUGUUAGGGUUAGUGUGGAUGAGUGAAUCAGCUGACUCACCAGCACAAAGAAUCACUGAUUUUAGACACUUAACUUAAGACAGACUUUUCCAACAGGAAAACUGAACUUUGUAAACCACUCACUCUCCCACACCAAAGCCCAUAGAGAAAAUCAGUGAUUUUAACAUCACAGCACACAGGAGUUGUUGAUCCACUGCUGCCUCCAUCACUAAGUUCAAACAUCUUAUUCUGUCAAAUUCGGCAUCUGAAAUCCUUCGUUCACUUUAACUUCAAUGACACAAAGUGACCACACGAGGCAGCAGCAGACCAGCAGCUCCUGUGUCCCUGCGAGCUAAAAUCAGUGAUUUUCUCUAUGAGGUUUGGUGUGGGAGAGUGAGUGGUUUACAAACUUUUCUCUCAGGACCUCACAAACCCACGCUUGAAAAUAACAACCUAAACCAUUAUUUUUUAAAGGUGCAGUGCAUAGAAUUAAGGAGGCUCUAUGAACUGAAUUUGAACAGAAUAUUUACAACUAUGUUUUGAUUUAUUUAUUAUAUUAUAGAAAAAUGAAAUAAGAACAGUUGUGUUUUUGUUAACUCAGAUCGUGCAGACGCUGACAUCUGCUCAGUCUGCUGUGUUUGUACAGGAGGCUUUUCUACGAUUGUUCGCAGCCUCCGUAGUUUCUCUUACACACUAUAUGCGAUAGUUGCAAUCUGCAACUUCACCACCAGAGGUCACUAAUCCUACACGGGUCACACCUUUAAGGUGACAUCAGGAGCAGAACCUCGGCCUAUGUUGUUUUUUUAAAGCAAAGAUAACCUACAGAAAUCGAAUACUUUUGCUAACAUGAGAAAACAAAAGUUCACAUUCAGACAUUUAAGAACCUUCAUUUUCACUUUUUCCUCUUAAAAACACAACAGACUUAAAGUGGAGGUUUCAGCGCCCCCUGUGUCUGAUGGACAAAAACAUUUUUUAGGAAAAAACGUGCUUUUCUGUGAUUUCUUUCAAACAUAUUUGUCUCUUAAAUGCCGUACAGUCACAUGACUUCAUGAAUCAAACUUACAUAAGUUUAAUUGAAUAAAUACACAUGUGGAGCAUCAGA
Messenger RNA from Solea senegalensis (Senegalese sole), 2938 nucleotides. RefSeq names its product paraspeckle component 1 (gene pspc1). The record is from RefSeq and is a predicted model, not a curated record. Lineage: Eukaryota; Metazoa; Chordata; Actinopteri; Pleuronectiformes; Soleidae. The coding region runs from base 109 to 1713 and encodes 534 amino acids. Gene Ontology annotation, cellular component: nucleus. Gene Ontology annotation, biological process: regulation of DNA-templated transcription. Gene Ontology annotation, molecular function: RNA binding. The transcript has 10 exons.